UAUAUCUAAGGAAAUAAUACAAUAUAAAUAUUAAAUCAUGGUCAAAAAACAAAAUCAGCAAGAAUUAAAUUUUUUCCAACAGGCUAAAUGGUUAAAAAAAAAAUUACAAGAAUUUUAAUGACUACAUUGUUGCAAGUCAUAUAAGAUAUCAUUGUUGCUUGUUGAUCCCAGUUGCAGCUUUUCGACGUUCAAUCCAAUCCGUUUUAUUUUCUUUUUAAUUUUGGAGGAAAAGUAAACUCAAAGUAAUAUUACUUAUUUAUAUGACGGAACAAAACAUGCGUGGAGCUGAAGGCGUGCAACAAUUAGAAGAUCUAACUGCGGCCCUCCUGGAUAUCCGUUCUCAGCAAAUUGAAUCUUGCUCGAGUAAUCUGGCAACCCAGAAACUCCUCGUGGCCAAGUGGGACUGCGCAUUGCUCGACCUGAAGAAAUCGCUAGAAGCGUGUUGCUCGCAAAUUAUCAAUGUGAUAAUCAGGCCCAAAACCGCGGACGCUUAUUGCCAAUAUACGGAGAGCCCAGAUUUUAAGGACGAGCAGGAGCUUUACGAGGAGAGAAUAACAGUGAAAACGAAAUCUCAUUCACAAAAGAAAAAACUUUCUCCGAUCCCUGAGGUUGAAAGACUUGAAAGCGCCGAAGUGGUUGACGGUGGUUUGCCCCAAAGUAGUUGGCAGAAAAAGUGGAGUGAGCAUCAGACUCGGGAGGCAUCUACGCAAGUGACUCCGCCAGCUACGCCAAGCAGACUGAGGAUAGACUUGUCCAAAGUUCAGUCCAGUGAUAGUUCGCAAAACAACUUGAUGGAUAGAGGCAGGCAGUUUACUCAAACCCAGCGUGAGGCUCCACGCAAGGCCUGUGCCCGGCCCAGCAGCAUCCCUGGUGCUAUUAAUGAAGAUCCACCGAGACGAUUAAGAAAUCUCUCCAAAAAGAAAGUGCGUCCAGAAUCGCCUUGUGGUGACCAGAGUAGCAGUCUGAAAAGCACAUCCUCUGAAGACGUUGGCGGAAUGGUCCAAUUUCACCCUUCCACCCCUUCUAAAAAGAAAGGGUAUUGGAGAAGUCCGAUGGCCAAGGGUCCGUUCUGGGCUGUCACCAGAUGCACCCCAAGGGCACAACCCAGAAAGGGAGAAAAGUGGAUCGACAUCGCAUUUGUGAGAGUGGACAGGAGCUGUCCCUGCGAAGUCAGCGAAUACCCAGUGGGUGGAGUUCUGACCGUUGCCACUGAUGUCUUCAAGGAAGGAUACGGUAGUCAGCGAUGAAAUCGUACAAGCAGAGCUUGUCAGAUUAUUUUGUAAUACAUUCAUUUUUACUUUUCUUUUUUUAAUGCUUCAACAGCCAUGUUAGUAUAAGAUGUUCUUUCUCACCCUUUUAUUUAAUACAAAAUUGUUAAAGUUUUUGUCGCAGCUAUGUGUUAAAAUAUACUAGCA
Molecule: messenger RNA, 1415 nt
Organism: Neocloeon triangulifer
Lineage: Eukaryota; Metazoa; Arthropoda; Insecta; Ephemeroptera; Baetidae
Exons: 6
Coding region: 261-1247 (328 amino acids)
Source: RefSeq, a predicted model, not a curated record